AUGCAGCCAGCAAAGUACAAACUGCAGCAAGCGGAGGAAUGUGCACCGCUUCCCCGGACGGAUCGCCAAGCGUUUGGUGCACCCACCUCUUGUGCCGCUGUGGUCAGCGAGCUUGCUGGGUGGGGAGCGCGUGUGCGAACGAUUGGAGCAUCGGACUUGAGGGGGGAUAGCCGCAUCGAGCAGCAACAAGCAACAAGGAAGCAAUUGCCAAGCAGUGUAACGCGGUCAGAGUGA
Messenger RNA from Parastagonospora nodorum SN15, 234 nucleotides. RefSeq lists its product as hypothetical. NCBI's taxonomy places the organism in Eukaryota, Fungi, Ascomycota, Dothideomycetes, Pleosporales, Phaeosphaeriaceae. The record is from RefSeq and is a predicted model, not a curated record. Bases 1 to 234 code for a protein of 77 amino acids. The transcript has 2 exons.